Paramormyrops kingsleyae is the source of this 4565-nucleotide messenger RNA. Lineage: Eukaryota; Metazoa; Chordata; Actinopteri; Osteoglossiformes; Mormyridae. The record is from RefSeq and is a predicted model, not a curated record.
CUACCUGUCCAAGGUCACUAGUAAACCCGCAAAGAUGCCGGCUGUAACAUCUGGGGUGAAGGAGUUGUACCUGUCGACCUCGUUGGGAGAACUCAACAAGAAAUCCGAAAUUAAGCCAGAAAAAACGAGUACGCGGAGCUAUGUCCAGAGUGCCUGUAAAAUAUUUAAAGCGGCGGAGGAGUAUCGCCUGGACAGAGAUGAGGAAAAGGCCUAUGUGAUGUACAUGAAGUAUCUCACCGUCUACGAUCUCAUCAGAAAGAGGCCUGACUUCCGGCAGCAGAAGGAUUAUUACCUUUCGUUGCUUGGUCCAAAUAGCUUCAAAAAAGCCAUAGAGGAGGCAGAAAGGCUCUCUGAGAGCCUUAAACUAAGGUAUGAGGAGGCUGAGGUACGGAAAAAACUGGAGGAGAAGGAAAAACAAGAUGAUGCUAAGAAGAAAGAGGAAAGUUCAGAAAAGGAGAGAAGAAAGGGCACUUUGGACAAGGCGUCAGAUGCCAAGAAGGAUAAUAUCAGGGGGGAUCAGAAGGAUCUGAAGAAUGAAACUCCAAAAGGAAGUGCCCUCCAGGGUGGAAUCAGUGCCCAGCAGCUCUUCCAAAUGACGAAAGAUAACACCAUGAGUGUCAUCAUCAUGGAUGCCAGGAGCAGCAGGGAUUUUGAGGAGUCGCACAUCCAGCUGCCGACACAAACCUGCAUCAGUGUUCCGGAGGAGGCCGUGCUUCCAGGAAUCACAGUCGAUCAGAUCGCAGUCAAACUCCCAGAGAAGUCUAAGGAGCAGUGGAGCCACCGGGGCAUCGCGGACUACGUCGUCCUGCUGGACUGGUUCAGCUCAGUGACAGAUCUCCGGCUGGGCACCACCCUGCAGAGCCUGAAGGAUGCCCUUUACAAGUGGGACAGCAAGACCUUCCUCCGCAGUGAGCCGCUGGUGCUGGAGGGGGGAUACGAGAACUGGCUGCUCUUCUACCCAAUGUACACGUCCAACGCCAAAGUAAAACCACCAAGAGCAGAAACCCGGGGUGACGUCAUCCCAAGAUUGAACUUCAGCUACCCAUCCCUCGAGGAGCCCAAGCCGCCAACUCCACCCGAGCCAGAACCGGAACCGGCGCCCCCCGUGGAGAUAAAUGGGAAUUCGGCUGCGCAUGAAACAACGCAGAAGGUGAUGGAGGAUGUGCCGGAAACACCAAAGGUGGUAACUGCAUCCCUCCCAUCUGAUGUUCCUUCAAGCCAGGCGGCGGAGAGUCAUCCAGCAGGUCCCACCAAGGUCAUUCCAAAGUUUGACCGCACCAAAAAGCCUUUGGUCAAGGUGUCCGACGGUACCAGGCCAAACGACGAGCUUCCUGCAUCCCAGAGGCCGACUGUCGAUGGCCCCAUCAUCCCUGACCGUUCAGUGAAGCCCACCUUUGAUCCCAGGGGCUCCUUGAGCGAGGAGGAGCGAAGCCGCAUUCACGCUGAAACCUUUCUCCUAAUGGAGAAGGCCAAGCAGGAGCAGGAGCAGCGGAGGCGGGAGCGGCAGGCGAGGGAGGAGCAAGAGAAGGAGGAGGAAGAGGAGGAGAGGCAGAGGCAGCAACGGGCCAAGGAAGAAAAGGAGCGGCAGGAGCAAGCGGCCAGGGAGGAACGGCAGCGAGAGGAGGAGGAGGAGAGGGAGAAAGAGAGGCAGCAGGCAGAGAAGGAGGUGGAGAAGGAGGAGCAAAGUGGCAAGGACAGGGAGGAAGAAGAGCAGCCUGGGCAAAAGGACCAAAGCAGCGGGAUGCCAGACCGAGACCCAGGAGGCACAGCAGCCUCCAGCGGCACUGCUCCUGGACCCAAGCAGGACCCAGUGCCCAGGACAAGAAAUGCAGAGAUGGGAAGGGCUGUCCCCGGACUGCCAGCAGGCUGGAUGAGGUUUCUGGACACUGUUACUGGCACAUACCGGUACUACCACUCCCCCACCAACACAGUGCACCUGUACCCACCUGAGGUGGGUGUGGAACAUACACCCCCAGCCACGCCUCCAGCCACACCCCCGACGCCCAAGCAGAAGCAGGUGGCACAGGAGCCUGAGCGGGAGUGGUCCAAGCUGAAGCGUUCCUACUCCUCCCCGGACCUGGUACAGGACGUACAGAAGGAGGGUCAGAAGAAGCCUGCAGCCACGCCCACUGUCAACCGUGAUACGAAGCCACUCAGCAUCACAGCCUACGCCAAAGCCGAGAUCUCGCGGCCAUCAGCAGCCAAGAUUAUGAAUCUCAACCCUGUGUUUGGCGGGCUUGGGCCAUCUCUAACAGGCCUGCGCAACUUGGGCAACACCUGCUACAUGAACUCUGUCCUGCAGUGCCUGUGCAACACAACAACCAUGGCCAACUACUUCAACAAGGACUACUACCAUGAAGACAUCAACAGAGCCAACAUCCUGGGGCACAAGGGCGAGGUGGUGGAGGAGUUUGGCGUCAUCAUGAAGGCCCUCUGGUCCGGCCAGUACAAGUUCAUUAGCCCCCGCGACUUCAAGGUCACUAUCGGCAAGAUCAACGAUCAAUUUGCCGGCUACGACCAGCAGGACUCCCAGGAGCUGCUGCUUUUCCUUAUGGAUGGCUUGCAUGAGGACCUCAAUAAAGUGAGAGCUGACAAACGCAAGAGGUGCAAAGAGGAAGCCAAUGAUCACCUGGAUGAUCACAGGGCAGCAGAACUGGCCUGGAACAAACACAAGCAGCUCAACGAGUCCAUCAUUGUGGCACUAUUCCAGGGCCAGUUCAAGUCCACUGUACAGUGCCUGGUGUGCCAGCAGAAGUCGCGUACCUUUGAGACAUUCAUGUACCUGUCGCUGCCCUUGGCCUCCUCCAGCAGAUGCUCACUGCAGGACUGCUUGAAGUUGUUCUCUAAGGAAGAGAAACUGACAGACAACAACAAGGUGUUCUGCAGUCACUGCAAGACACACCGAGAUGCCACAAAAAAGCUGGAGAUCUGGAAAGUCCCGCCCAUCCUUCUGGUGCAUCUGAAACGCUUCUCCUACGAUGGAAGAUGGAAACAGAAGCUGCAGACAUACGUUGACUUCCCCCUAGAAAAUCUGGACCUGAUGCAGUAUGUUAUCGGGCCAAAGCAAGGCCUGAAAAAGUACAACCUCUAUGCCAUGUCUAACCACUACGGGGGCCUGGAUGGUGGCCACUACACGGCCUUCUGCAGGAACACGACCAGGCAGCGCUGGUUCAAGUUUGAUGACCAUGAAGUGACUGAGCUCUCAACAUCCUCUGUCAAGUCUUCUGCUGCCUACAUCUUCUUCUACACAUCAUUGUAGAAGGGGCCGGACAGAGCGAACAUUAGCGGACCUCUACGCAAGGUGAAGGGGCAGAGGUGGAAAGGUCCAUCAAGUUGCAUAGCACCUCCACGCACGGUAGAAGCUUUGAUGGUCACCGGGUGAUGUUCUUCUCACUGAUAGUGCGCAUGACUUGUGCUGUCAGCAUGACUGAUCUGCAUAGUUUGCCUUCACUAACUAACAUCACUCAGAAUAUCAAAGACCCUGGUUCUUUUUAUUGCUGGGAUCCCUUAAUUUUCUUGUUUUCAGUUCUGAUGGCCUUUCUCUUAUCUGACCUUAUGGUUCCCUGUGCUGUGAAUACAUUGGAUCAGAUAACAAUAAAGAGUUGUAUGUAUUGCACAUACCUACUGCAGAUGUUGCACAUUAAACCUGGAUAAGCAUUACAAAGUGCUGAUUGUUUUAUGGAGAGUGAGAGUUUUGUUUAAUCUAUUGAGGAGGGAACUCUGGGGACCAUGUUUUUGCAGUAUGACAACAAUUUUUUGUCUUAAUUUGGAGUGUUUGCUUUUCCCUUGCGAAGAAGGGGCUCAGCUAGUGUCUGACAAGUUUUUUUGUUUCUCGUGUUAUUAAAGAUGCUGUUCUUUACCAUAGGGAAAUGGAGUUACUAAUUAAACCAAAAGCAGAAAUACUCAGUUUUCGUAUCUUUCAGUCUUUAAGAAGAAUAUGAAAGAUUGUUUUGUGACACUUUACUCGAAGGGGUACAAGUAACUUAGUAACUCAGUUGCUAGUUAAGUACAAAUCAUGAACACAUAUUUUUACCUGCAUGUUAAUGAUAAACAUGGGAACAGUAGGUAACUAACACUUAAUUUCUGGUUCAUUAAUACAUUAAGUAAGAGUGUACUACAACAUUGUGCCCCCUCACUUAAAGUGUUUUCUUAAAUGUCACUUUAAAUUUUCUUAAAUCUUUUUCUUUUUUGAAAGAUUUUAUGUACAUGUUUCCCAGUAAGGCUGAUGUGAGAGCAGGGUGAAUAUUUACGAUGGGUUCCCUCCUUACAAAACAUUGCAAUUUAAUCUUAAAAAUUCCUCAGAAAUUAAAAGCAUUUUUGGUUUUGAAUACGGUUUUGGGUUUUAAAAUGUUUAUGCACCAUUAGAGCAAGUAAAAUCCACAAAUAUGAGGAGACUAAAGGAACAUAGAAUUGUAUUUUUUUUUUCUUCAUUUUUUAACUAUCUUCUCAGUGUGAAAACAGUUAUGUUCUGUUUAUCUAUUAUGUAUGUAAUCUGUUUCUUUAAAUGCUGUGAAGAUACUUUCAAUUUUUAAUAUAUACACUAAUAUUAGACUGGGGAAAAUGAA